AUCCUCUACAUCACUGCUAUGGAUGCUGAUACCACAAGUCCCCACAAUGUAGUCCGUUAUGAUUUGAAAGGAGAAGCCAACACCAUUGACCUCUUUAUGGUGGAUGAUGUUAGUGGCGCCCUUAUGCUACGAGAUCUGUGUAUUCCAGCAACAUCAAUAUUCAGCAGAACACAUUCUCAUUCCAAGGAUAUGCAUAUGACCUUGGUACCCCAAACUCGCUCGACACAAGUCAGCUGGCCAAUAUCUUUACUACUGUUGUCCGUAACAACUUCCCACUCGAGUUUAUCAACACUUCAUACAGCCUGACCAUCCAGGAGACACACUCUGCCCACACCUUGGUCUUCAAGACCUCAGCCGUCGACAGGGACACAAUUGUUAAUUCUGUCCUGCUGGUCAGAUCACAAGCUUUGGGUGUCCAGCUGUCUACUUCUGUGUGAUCGGAGUCAGUACUUACAUGAUAUGUCCAUCUGGCACAUACCAGGAUGAGGUCAGGCAAUGGAGCUGUAAGCAGUGUAUGCAGGGUUACUACUGUGAUAACACAAACGGUCCGAUCACCAACUAUACAUACACUCACCGAAUGCCCAACUGGUCACUAUUGCCCCAAUGGCACCCAGACGUCCAACCAGCAUGCAUGUCCUGCAGGCACAUACAAUUACCAGACAGCCCUCACAGACGCAUCAGAAUGCACACCUUGUAUUGGUACCACAGUGGCCAACCCAACCCGUUGCACGACCCAAUAUCACUGUCCUGAGGGAAGCGCGGACCCAGUUGAAUGCCCUGCAGAUUCCUAUACCAGUCAGAGAACGCAAUGGGAAUGUGUUUCAUGUCCAGCAGGAUCCUACUGUAUAUAUGACUCAGUGACCACCAACAAAGUCAACUCAGUGAAGUUUGCCUGUCCCAAGGGCUGUUACUGUCCUGAGGGAACUGGCUAUGAAUGGCAGACCUGUCCCAAUGGAACAUUCAGCAAUAGCUUUUCUCUCAUCCAGCAGUCUGAGUGCACCGACUGUCUUGCCAGCAAGUACUGCAACACAGAGGGUGCCACAGCAGUCACGGGUGACUGUAACACGGGUCACUGGUGUCAGUCUGGUGUUGACAGGGGAGACCCCGAUAAUGAUGCUGAUCCCUCCACAUACAAUGCAACCUGUGGACUUGGGGUCAUACUGGAUAUGGUAGCCUUUGUCCCACGGGCACAUACUGUCCUCAGGGUUCAGAGGUACCCAUUGAUUGCCCCACUGGUAGGUUCCAGGAUGAAAUUGGACAGACCUUGACUGCAAAGGAUGCCCUGAAGAUGUGGAUAUUACUGCAUUAUUGGAGCCACUCAGCCCACACCAACUGUGGCCAGUCAGGGCGGGAAAUGUAAACUGGACGGUUCGGAAGGCUACACACAGGGCACCUACUGCCCAGGGGAACUAUAGUGCCCACAAUAUGUUCUGAAGGUUCAUACUGUCUCACUGAAAGACUACAUGAACCUGCUGGGCCCUGUGAUGCUGGUUACUGGUGUAUGAACGGCAGUGUCUGGCAGGAACCCUUUGAUGGAAACACCGGAGACAAAUAUCCCAAUAUUGUCCCCAGGGUAGUGGCAGUGGAACAUCAUUCCCCAUGGGCUAUUAUCUGAAUGCAGAGGGAAGCACUGCACUGUCAAGUUGUCAGAUUUGUACUCUAGGGGAUGGCAAAAUGGACUUCUCUUGACAUUUAGCAAAGUUCUUCACAAAUAUGGUGAUGAGCUCAGGACCAUUGGAAAAUUGCCAUGGAAACGAUAGACUGACCUUGGAGACAGAAGGACAAGC
Mya arenaria is the source of this 1787-nucleotide messenger RNA. RefSeq lists its product as uncharacterized. Lineage: Eukaryota; Metazoa; Mollusca; Bivalvia; Myida; Myidae. The record is from RefSeq and is a predicted model, not a curated record. Bases 483 to 1268 code for a protein of 261 amino acids. The transcript is spliced from 14 exons.